Tupaia belangeri chinensis (Chinese tree shrew) is the source of this 1927-nucleotide messenger RNA. RefSeq names its product interferon gamma receptor 1 (gene IFNGR1). Gene Ontology annotation, molecular function: cytokine binding; cytokine receptor activity. Gene Ontology annotation, cellular component: plasma membrane. The record is from RefSeq and is a predicted model, not a curated record. The transcript is spliced from 7 exons. Bases 99 to 1541 code for a protein of 480 amino acids. NCBI's taxonomy places the organism in Eukaryota, Metazoa, Chordata, Mammalia, Scandentia, Tupaiidae. Gene Ontology annotation, biological process: type II interferon-mediated signaling pathway.
UUACCAGCAACGGAAGUGACGCGAGGCCCAGGCCGGAGGGCCGCGCGGGGCGAACCUGCAGAGGCUCGGGGCUGGACCCUGAGUCAGUCCUUGGCACUAUGGCUCUUUUCGUGCUGCUAAUGUUUACCAUGCAGGCCUGGAGCAGAGCUGAAAUGGGUUCCGCGGAUCCGGAGCCGUCCUCGGUGCCUAUUCCAACCAAUGUUAUGAUUGAGGCCUAUAACCUAAACCCAGUCCUAUAUUGGGACUACCAAAGCAUGCCAGAGACACCGGUGUUUACUGUACAGGUAAAGAACUAUGGAGAUCCAUCGUGGGUUGAUGCCUGCGUCAAUAUUUCUCAUCACUAUUGUAGUCUUUUUUACCAUCUUGAUGAUCCAUCGUAUUCUAUCUGGGCCCAAGUUAAAGCUAGGGUUGGACAAAAAGAAUCUGCCUUUGCAAAGUCAGAAGGAUUUAUUUUGUGCCAACAUGGAAAAGUUGGACCACCUAAACUGAGUGUCAGAAGGAGGGAAGACUACAUCACUAUUGACAUAUUUCACCCUUUAAUUAUUAUAAAUGGAAAGGAACUGGGAACCAUAAAUGAUGAUGAAAACACUUGCUACACAUUUAAGUACGAUGUGUCUGUGAGAAUGAAUGGAAGUGAGAUUGAAGCAAGAACACACAGACAGACAGAAGAUAGCAACUGCAAUGAGACUCUGUGCCAGUUAAGUGUCCCAGUGUCUUCACUGAGUGCUCAGUACUGCGUUUCAGCAAUAGGAGUCUCUAACACGUGGGGUGUUAAAACCGAACAGUCAGAAGAAGUUUGCAUUACUAUUUUCGAUAACAGCAUAAAAGAUUCUAUUUGGAUUCCAGUUGCUGCUGCUUUUGCAUUCUUUCUGAUAUUUUUCCUGACAUUUGUAUGUUGUCGUAUUAAGAAGAUCAGCCCAUUUAAGAGAAAAAAUAUAAUGUUACCCAAGUCCUUGCUCUCUGUGGUUAGAAGCGCCACUUCAGAGACAAAACCUGAAUCAAAAUAUGUAUCACUCAUCACAUCAUACCAGCCAGUUGUCCCAGAAAAUGAGGCAGUGAUCUGUGAAGAGCAGUUGUCUCCAGCAACAAAUUCAGGCAUGCACACUGAAUGCAAUCCAGGAAAAGCGGAACACAGAGAAGAACUUGCUAGUGAAACAGAAGUGGUGAUUAUUGAAGAAAAGGUUUCUAACUUGGCCUCUAGUAGCCUUGUGAAUCCAGAAGACAGACAGAAUUCCUUCCAGUCAAGUAGUAACCAGUCUGAACCGUGCACUGUUGCUUUAAACUCAUAUCACUCCAGAAAUGGUUCUGACAGUGGCCUGGUGGAAUCAGAUGGCUUCUUAUCUGACUCAGAAUUUUCUCCAAAUAAUAAAACUGAAAUAAAGAAAGAAGAACAAGAGGCUGUAAUGCCAAGAAUUGCCCCCACCUCUUUUGGUUAUGAUAAACCACAUGUACUCGUAGAUCUGCUUGUAGAAGGCGGUGGUAAAGAGUCCUUGAUUGGUUAUAGACCUACAGCAGAUUCCAAAGACUUGUCAGAAGACUAAUAAGAUGCAGCACUCUUAUUAAAAGCAGAUCCUUAUUGAAGGAUUUCCCCGGCAGUUCUUUUGCUUUGGUAUCAUGAAAAAAAUGAAGAUCUCAGAAAUCAAAUUUUGAUUGAUGUUAACCAAAUGGAGUGUCUUGAUUUAGUGUUAAGAACUUGUUUGGGAUUAUCACAUUUGGUCUGAAAACUACAGAGACACUUUUUUUAAAAAAAGAAAAAAGAAAAAGAAACUAUUAUAGCUUGGCAGCCUUAUCAUCUAUCUGAUGGACUAGCACUAGCAGGGAACCCUUUCCUGACCCCUGCUUCCUGUGAAAGCAGGUUAUGUACCAGGGAUCUUCCUAGCCACUUUCAGAGAUAUCAUGGAUCUUUUCUUGUCUGUGCCUCACUUUG